GGGAAGAAACUGUACAUGUGUACGUGGAUGAGGUUUCAAUUAAUUGUCCAACCUGGAAAGACACAAAGACACUGGCACCAUGGAGAAGCCGUGGAAAUGUGAGGACUGUGGGAAGGGAUUCAAUUAUCCAUCCCUGUUGGAAAUCCAUCGACGUAUUCACACUAGGCAGAAACCGUGGAAAUGUGAGGAUUGUGGUAAAGGAUUUAAUUAUCCCGAGCAACUGGAAAACCAUCGACGCAGUCACACUGGGGAGAAACCAUGGAAGUGUGAGGAUUGUGGCAAAGGAUUCAAUUAUCCUUCCCUCUUGAGAAACCAUCAACGCUGUCACAUUGGAGCCAACACCACGGAGAAACCGUGGAAAUGUGAGGAGUGUGGUAAAGGAUUUGACUAUCCGUCCCUGCUGAGAAACCAUCAACGCAGUCACACUGGGGAGAGGCCAUGGAAAUGUGAGGACUGUGGGAAAAGAUUCAAUUAUCGACAUCUGCUGGAAGUCCACCGACGCAGCCACACUGGGGAGAAGCCAUUCAUCUGUUCUGUGUGUGGGAAGGGGUUUAUUAAGUCAUCCUGCCUCAUGUUACACCAGCGAAUUCACACUGAGGAGAAGCCCUUCAGUUGCCCUUCCUGUGGAAAGAGGUUCAGACAGUCAUCGAAGCUCAAUGCACAUCAGCAAGUUCAUACUGGGGAGAGACUGUUCACCUGCUCGGUGUGUGGGAAGGGAUUCAGUCGGUCAGCGUAUCUCAUGAUACACGAGCGAAUUCACACUGAGGAGAAGCCCUUCAGCUGCACUUUCUGUGGAAAGAAGUUCAGGCAGUCAGCCAACCUCGUUACACAUCAGCGAAUUCACACUGGGGAGAGACCGUUCAGCUGCACUUAUUGUGGAAAGGGUUUCAGGAGGUCUUCCAGCCUGAGCACACACCAGCGAGUUCACACUGGGGAGAGACCAUUCACUUGUUCUGUGUGUGGGAAGGGAUUCACUCAGUCGGCCAGCCUUGUGUCACACAAGCGAAUUCACACCGAGGAGAAGCCCUUCAGCUGCACUUCCUGUGGAAAGAGAUUUAGGCAUCCUUCCACCCUCACUGCACACCAACGUACUCACACUGGGGAGAGGCCAUUCCCCUGCUCCGUGUGUGGAAAGGGAUUCACUCAGUCACGCUAUCUGCUGAAACACCAGCAGGUUCACAAGCAGGGGUUGGAUUCUAAUAUUAAACAUGUCCAGAACUGACAGUCUGAAAAUAUUAGGUUUGUUUCUGCUGAUGUUAGCAACCCGACAAAAUUAUGAAUUUUUACUUCAACCCUGCCGUGACCUUUGGUGCAAAAUCUACAAUUCAGUGUCUGAAAGGUUCCACUGAUUAACAUCUCCAAUUAGAAAGUGCUGAUAAUUCCUACUGACUUACACAUUAUAGAAUUAAAUUAUCAAGGAACAUUAGCCAAAAUAAUAAAUAUUUUAUAGGCACAUGAAUAAAAGCUUCAUCAAUCAACACAGAUAUUGAUGAAGCUCGUAAGUCACUGAGUUCAAUUAUUUGUGACACAGCGGCAGCAAUAUUUGGAAAAGGUAGAAUCCACAAUAAAGAUUGGUUUAAGACCAACUCAGCAGAUCUGUCUUUGAAGCAAAAAGCAACAUAAACCCAACAGCUAGUACACUGUCUUGGCUACUUUCAAAUGAUGUAGUUGUGCAAAAGACGGGGAGAUACUGCGUAAAUAAACACUGGAACAGCCUACAUCAAGAUGUCCAAAUUUCCUGUAAUAACAGAAAUCUAUGUGCUUUGUGUAAUAUCAAGAGGACACUUGGUCCAACCAUCACCAAAGUUACCUCCCCAAAAUGUGAAGUACUCACCGACAGAGUUAAAUAGAUGUUGCACUGGAUUGAACACCUGUGAGGCGGACAUCUCUUAGUCUCCGUUUGAUGCUCUCUUGCAGCUUCCUAUCAUGGUUGAAAUGCACGAGGAACCCUCAUCACUUGAGCUUGAAAAGGCCGUUGAUUGCUUAGCAAGCAGGCUCCCAGCAGGGAUGAAAUUCCAGCUGAACUGCUCAAGCACGGGAACUAUCAUCCACUGCCACACCUUCAUCAUGUCCUUCUCCUCUGUUGGAAGAUCUGAUCUGAGGAUUAUCAGAUCAUUGAAUGGCGGAGCAGACUCGAUGGUCCAAAUGGACUACUUCUGCUCCUAUGUCUUAUGAUAGGGUCCAUUCCACUGGAUAUGUGUGAUGCAAAGAUCAUAUAACCAAGCUGACACCUUCGCUUGGCUCAUACUUGAAAGAGCUCAUCUACUUGCAGACCAAAUGUAUGCAGAAGCACAGUAGGAUGUCUGUGCUAAUCAUCUACUGUGGACGUGAAGUUUUCCAUAUGCCAGCUACAAGAGUUUUAUUACAGUUAUGUGGAAAGGUGCCUGAAGGAGAGUGGAAAAAACCCAAUAACAAUUGGGCAAAGCUGAGAAAAAUGUCAGAAGAAUUGGAAAAGCAAAGUUUAAAACGGUGUUUGGUUCAUCUUUGAUCUGAAAAUAAAAUUUAUGUGAAGUUGACAAAAUUGUGCACAUUUAAGAAUAUUUAGUCUGCUCUUCUGCAAAUAGGCAGAGAAGUUAACCCUUUCCACUGACAGCAUUGUGACAAUUUGAACUAAAGACUUUGCCUUUUAAAGAUUUGACUUUCUCCCAUUUGUUAUCUUUCAAGACCAAGUCCAUGAGAACAGGAGAUAUGGGAGAUAUCUCAAAACCGAUUGCAAGUACUUGUGUCUCUUAGCUGAAAAUACAAUUGGCCAAUAAAGUUCCUCUGACGCAUAUGAAGAGAUAGAAUGGUAAUUAACGGCACUUAGAAUAACAGAGAAAAUCACAGCAGCAGGCAGGAAUUAGAAUAACUCGCCCCGGGGAUAGUUCAAUAAAACAUAUCAACCUGCAUGUACAUUCUAGUGAAGGUCAGGAAAGUGUAGCAGACAAUACGAAAUUGAUAGCUUUCUCUUGGAGAAGAUUGUUUCCUUGCUUCUUAAUUUUUUAAGAAAACUGCAUUUGAUAUUUUCUGGUCACUCCCUGCAGCGUUGGAACCCACGAAGGGGGAGAAAGAUCUUCAGACAGACACCGCCCUGAUCUUUUGGUCAGAUCAUCUGAAUGUCCAAGACUGGCUUGCAUCAGAUGGCACGUGUGGUUUGAUGUUGGGAUACCAGUAUGUGUGUGCAGAUGUGAUUUCUUACUGAAGUACAUGCGGAAACACAUUGUGAAGCUCCAUUGAAGACCGAGUCCCAGACAUGCUCAGUUACUUGCCAACUAAACAACAUGAUGUGAUUGAGGUAGUCAGUGGAGUGAGACAACAUUUUACAUCUUCCGAGGCAUUCACAGAGAAACUGACUUUGAGACAGUCAGGAUAGAAUUAAACACACUGUGAUAAUAAAUGGGUCUUUUACGGAGUGACAGGCAAUGAGUAGUGGGGUACCGCAGGGAUCAGUGGUUGGGCCCUAGCUAUUCACAAUGUAUAUCAAUGAUUUGGAUAUGGGAACCAAAUAUAAUAUUUGCAAGUUUGCUGACAAUACAAAAUUUGGUGAGAAUGUGAGAGAUGAGGGUGUUAAGAGGCUUCAAGGUGAUUUAGACAAGUUAAGUGGGCAAAUACAUGGCAGAUGCAGCAUAACGUGGAUAAGUGUGAAGUUAUCCACUUCGGUAGGAAAAACAGAAUGGCAGAAUAUUAUUUAAAUGGUGAUAGAUUGGGAAAUGUUGAUGUACAAAGGGACCUGGGUGUGCUUGUACAUCAGUCACUGAAAGCAAGCAGGCGGGUGCAGCAAGCAGUUAAGUCGGCAAAUGGUAUGUUUGCCUUCAUUGCAAGAAAACUUAGAGCGUAUAGGAGCAAGGAAGACUUACUGCAGCUGUACGGGGCCUUGGUGAGACCAAACCUGAAGUAUUGCGUGCAAUUUUGAUCUUACUUAAGAAAAUAUAUACUUACCAUAGAGGAAGUGCAGUGAAGGUUCAUCAGACGGAUUCCUGGGAUGGCAAGAUUGGCAUAUGAGGGGAGUUUGUGUCAACUAGGCCUUUAUUCACUGAAGUUUAGAAGAAUGAUAGGGGAUCUCAUUGAAACGUCCAAAAUUCUGACAGGGCUUGGACAGACGAGAUGCAGGGAUGAUGUUUCCUCUGGUUGGCCGGGGGUGAGGGGGUGGUUUGAAACAAGGGAUCACAGUCUCAGGAUAUGGGUAAGCCAUUUAGGACUGAGAUGAGAAAUUUCUUCACUCAGAUGAUAGCGAACCUGUGGAAUUCUCUCCCACAGAAGGCUGUGGAGGCCAUGCCACUGAAUAUAUUUAAGAAGGAAAUAGAUUGAUUUCUAGAUUUUAAAGGCACCAAGGAGCAUGGGGAGAGUGCGGGAGAAUGGCGUUGGGGUAGAGGAUCAGCCAUAAUCGAAUGGCGGAGGAGGCUCAAAGAGCCGAAUGACCUACUCUUGGUCCUAUUUUCAAUGUUUCACACUGGUAUCUAUUAGAGGGAGUAUAAUUAAAGUAAAGAGGGAUUAUAAAAUCUGGAUUUAGAAAAUAUCCACAAGGUGGAUGCAGGUGAACAGAGAGCAGGAGAAUCUUUAAAGUACAUAUUUGAACUGUAGUUAUUUACAAUAUGCAAAUAAUUUAGAAUUGUGUAAAAUGAUCUGCAGGUGGGAAGGAUGAAUCUAAGUCAAAAGUUAUCAUUUUUUACAGGCAAGUUUUUUUACAAAUAUUCUUUGUGCAGUUCAAAGGUUUGUGUUGGUGCUUCUGAUAAUUCUGGUAGCUUUAGUAUGUUAUCUACCGAAUGUAAUCAAGAAAUUAGGAAAACUCGCUCAUAGCUGGGUUGGCCAGAAAUCAGUUCGUGAGAAGUCAGUAGGCAUGUUUAUUUUUUAAGGUUUGGAGAUCUGUAAGAGAUAAGGUCCAAUAACCUUACAAAAUCUUCAGAACUUUUACUGGAUAUUAUGGGAAUAUCUCUCACUCUUAUAAAGAAACCUCCCGGAUUGAUAAACACAGGACACUGUAGGCCUGUUACCUCUGCCAAGGACAUGUCUCCAACACAGACUCUGAAACAAGAUGAACUCGAUAGGUUGGGAGAUCUCAUGACUCAUAUGUAAACCAACUGUCUGAGUAAAGGUUAAACAGGAUGUCCUAGAAAGUGCUGAACCAGGAAAAUAAUUCAUGGACUGCUAAUGGAAAUAAAGGGGUUUCUUUGAAUAUCUGUCCCUUGCUAAUUGCCAAUUGAAUAAGUGAUUAAUGUAACACCCCCAGAAAUAAGGUGUGUUGACAGGCUUUCAAGAGGGAAAAUCAUUUCAGACAAGAAAUAUAUUCUUUCAGUGAUAUAUGCUGGCUUCGGCCAAAUACUUUGGCUCAAGAAGACUGAGAAAAGAUGAAACUGCCAUGUCCAGCCAUGAAGAUCAGAUUUGUCCCUCCGUUUGUCUGAUCCGGGGAGGAUAAACCAUUCCGGGGAGGCUACCACCCCCAUCCAUGGAAAUCAACAUCCCCCCUGAUCCGGUACCAAUGAACCAUUCUGGGGAGACUGCAACCUCCAGUCAUGGAGAUGGGCAUCGCCUUCUCUCAAACCAUUUGUCCAAUCUGGGACCAGUGAACUGUUCUCACCCAUUACAAGGUGCAUGUCUUUUCUGCCUAGUUAAAUUAUGUAUCAUCUCAAUAUUGUUGCUUAUUAAUAAAAUGGUUCAAAAUCA
Carcharodon carcharias (great white shark) is the source of this 5640-nucleotide messenger RNA. RefSeq names its product zinc finger protein 229-like. Lineage: Eukaryota; Metazoa; Chordata; Chondrichthyes; Lamniformes; Lamnidae. Bases 80 to 1222 code for a protein of 380 amino acids. The transcript is spliced from 2 exons. The record is from RefSeq and is a predicted model, not a curated record.